Seminavis robusta is the source of this 3506-nucleotide messenger RNA. Lineage: Eukaryota; Bacillariophyta; Bacillariophyceae; Naviculales; Naviculaceae. The record is from the annotation of a GenBank genome assembly.
AUGAGUUUCCCAAACCCAGGUAAUAACGGCAACAACAACAACAACAACAACAACAACAACAACAACAACAACAACAACAACAACAAUGGUAGCUUUGUUGGGGGGCAGAAUCAGAUGGGAGGCAGCAACCAAAACGAACUCGUUGCGUCCAUCGUCCAGGCUCUGUUGUCGAACAAUCCCCAACCGCACCAACCAUCUCAAAACCCGACGCCCCAGCCGUCUACGAUCCCACCGCAGCCGCAGCAGCCAUAUGCAGCUCAGCCCGUGUGGCCUCAGCAGCAGACCCAUCAGCAACAAUGGCAGCAACCGCAGCAUCACUAUCCGCAGAUUUUGGGGCAGGCUCAAGCAGUACCUCCAGUUCCUGCCUUCACUUCCAACCAACAGGCUCCAGUCUACCAGAAUCCACAAGCACCAGUCUACCAGAGCCACCCGGCUCCAGCUCCUGCUCCUGCUGUCGUCUCAGCAGCCCCAACCAAUAAUAAUGCAGCUGCUGGUAUUAAUAGUAAUGACCUCUCGAGGGCUUUGAAUGCGCUGAAUCCAGCUCAAAUCGGUGCUUUGAUUUCGACCUUGUCGAAUCCCCAGUCUGUCCCGAAGAUCUUCAGUGGGGUACAAGCAUCAAACGGACAAGCAAGCGCCCCAUUUCUGUCGCCACAAGCACCUGCUCCGAUGGCACAGGCUCUACCGACGCCGGUGCCGCAAAUGUCCUCACCGCCACCCACUCAAGCUGCAGCACCUUCCAGCCAUCAAUAUCAGGCCCCGUAUCACUUCCCGCAGGCAGCUCCAAGCAGCGCGAAUGUUCCCCAGAGCGCUCAGCAAUCGCAGCAACAACAACAGCAACUUCAGCUCUCCAUGAAUCUUCAAUCUCUGAUGAAUGUGGUUGCCCCGCAACAUCAGUCGACGAAGCAAGCCAUCAAUGAGAUUCACACCGGUAUGACACCUGCCACGGCGGUUUCUCAGGAUCAGUCUAGCCAAGAACUGAACAAUCAUAAUCCAGUGGAAGCUGGAGACUUUCGGAAUACUAUUGCAGCAUUGAUGAUUGCAGCACAGGCCCGGGGGCAGCAAUUACAGGGACAAGGACAGGCCACCGUUGCUCCCGUGCAACAGGAGAAACCACUUACUGCGUCUGAUGCAGCAAUUUCUACCAAGCUCCGAGACACUAUUUUGAGCCUAAUGAGUACAAAUCCAGCCCAGCAAGCCCAGCCGCCGGUGCAGCAGCAGGUGCCGCCUACGGCCAGUAACCAGGCUCAAACUAUCCAAGCUGCAUCUCCGGCUCCCGUCGCCGCACCAAUUCCUGCGCCAAUUCCAAGCGUUGGAAAUGCCAACGACAUCCUGGCUGUCAUCACCGGUCUCUUAAAUCGUACUAAUGCCAAUGCUUGUGAAGCUCAAGACUCCAAGCCAGCAGCUCUCCCACCGGCCGCAACGCCGCGGAUACAAACCACUACACAGCUUGCCGCACCGGUGAUGAAUCUAUUGGCUCAGAUGGUGAACACUCAGGUCGCACAACCAUCGCAAGUCCCAAAGCAAGCACUUGCGCAACCACAAUUUUCCCAGCAACAGUCGAACCUCAAGCCGCCACCGGUUGCCUCAGGCAAUAACAACCAACAUGGCACGCAAAGUGUGCGACAGAAUAUGUCAGGGAAACUCCAAGGUAGACUCAGGAAAGAGCGCGUGGAGCAAGACCGAAUGGAAUCACUUGCUGGUCUCCUAAAGAAGGAGCAAGAGAAAUCGCAACAUCAGAUCCAAUUGAGAAUGCUACAAGAGCAAGCCGAAGAACAGCUCGAAUCGGCUACCAAGCCGCAAGGGCACUUGGACACAACCGCCAACUGUGAUGUGGGCAAUGGCGGUUCGAUGCCGAAUGGCUUAAUGUUGCUAGCCGAGCAGGUUGAGUGUCAGAGUCAAGCGUCAUCUGAACCUUCUGCAAUGACUCCCGAGUCUACGAACUUCGUGCGACCACCGUCAACAGAUUCGAAUAGCUCGAUUGUUCCCGCCGUGGCCGGUAAUCCAACAUCGAACGUCAACAAGAAAAGGAAGCUGGCACCGGAGGUGCAGAAUAGGAGAAGCUGCCCAAGUGCGGCGGCGAUCCCCUUCGCGAGUCACCAUCACCUUCCAAAAUAUGUAACGUUCCGCCAGCAUAUCGGUGAUAGCAAUGCCGUGACCAGCACCGCUACUGAGCAAGCAGGAGCCUCGUUGAAGCGGCCGCCGCCACCACCAAGUCCUUCCGCGGCUCAGUCGGGUAACACCCUGGCAGCCCCCAAACAGAAGCGUGAGCGAGGGCGGCCCGGUGUUUUUCCGCAGAAGAUUCACCAAAUGUUGGGGGACUUGGAACGGCUUGGGAUGGAUGACAUUGCCUCUUUCUUACCUGGGAGUAAAACGCUGUUCGCCAUUCACAAGAAUAGGGAGUUCGUGUCAGCCGUCAUGCCGACGUAUUUCAACACGAAUAACUUUGCCAGCUUUCAGCGGCAAAUGAACAUGUACGGUUUUCAACGGAUCACAGAUGAAGGCCCCACCAAUGGAGCUUAUUCGCACGAGCUCUUUGUGAAGAACCAACCCUUUCUCAGUACGAAGAUCAAACGAAAGCCAGGGAACAAAAAGUCGAAGAACGGGAAGGCCAAAGCCAAGGAGACAAGUCCUGCUCUGGAGGCGAGGACGUCACCCGAUCAAAGCACGCAUCUGGUGCCACAAAUACCUGUAUUGAGCGGAAACUGGCGCGCCGUUGAACUCGGCCAAGGAGCACUCAGAUACAGUCACGACCAGUAGCGGAAGUAAAACGUAAACCAGCAAGUACAGCAGCAACGGCAGCAAUGAAGAGAAAGUGAGUGACAAUUCCCGUGCCAGCUAACUUCCGCCUGCCUACCAAGGGGGGCGGCAAGGUUUUGAAUCCGCGAAUCGAAUCUGUUUCCGUGCUCUAGUAGUUGCUUCCUCUAUGGCAGACUAGCACGGGUACAUGUAUCUGUAUGUCACUCAAAGAAGCGCCGGAUAUCAAAGCGGUUCCUUUGUGACAUUUCUUCCUUAUGCGGUUGUGUUUGAUGCAUAACGCAUACUAUGUUUAUGUAUAUUAUUUUAUCCAUUCUUCUGUUUCGUCCAGAAACCACGUCCGAAGUUGGCCUGUGGACAUGUAGCCUAAUGAUGUUUUCCACUGACGCGGAGGACUCGACUCGACGUGUAUCAGGUUGCACAUUUUACCAGUACCUCGAUCCUCGAGCUGCGCACAGGAGUUCUCGGGGGAUAACAAAACUAGACUAUGGUAUGAUGUUUGAUAGACGGUACUAGUAGCUUCAUCCGCACGCCCUGCCUUCGAACCAUCCCAGGAAGGUAUCCCCUAUGAUGAAUUAUGAUGAAUUUUCUAAAACUUGAUGAAUUGGUGAUGAAUUAAACCAUUCAUCAUGAAUUAAUGAUGAAAGUAAUUACAUUGGUGAUGAAUUCAUCAUGAAACUUUGAAUUCAUCAUCAAUUCAUCAUGAAUCCGUGAUGAAAUUUAUUGAAAAUACAGUGUGCAUUUGUGCUGCA